AUGACGGAGAUGACUCCAGACCCUGCGGACGAAUCUAAUCAAUUGCAGGCUCACAAGCGCAAUGCUCGAAAGCGCGCCCAGCAGUGGAUGACCAAGGGAGGCCUGGUCCGCGACGACUCCGACGACGAGCUUGGCGAUGAAGACCUCCCUUGGGACUGGAUAUACGACGAAGACGCCGAGGAUAAUGCGGUAGAAAACACAGCGGCCGGUGCUGCGGACGAUACCCCGAGGUCAAGCCGGAGACGCUCAACCCGCCCGAACGCAAAGAACCGCCGAAGGAUCGUCGGAGCUCGGAUGGGCUCGUUCGAAUGCCGACUGGGACAAGUGGUGCUUCUCAAGUCUCCCGAGCCUGGGAAAGAUUGGGUUGGCAUCAUUACCGAGUUUCUGGAAGAAGAUGACGAUGAGGCUGAGGGAGAGGUCCUUAAAUCGGUCAACAUCAUGUGGUUCGCCUCGCCGGAUGAGUUCAUGUCAACACGAAACAAGCGACGGUCGGAUGCUUUGUCCAAUGAGCAGUAUCUGACGGCGGAUCUCAACAUAAACCCUCUGUCCUCGAUCAAUGGUAAAGCCAUGGUGAUGUCAAAGGAUGCUUUUUACGCCAAGUACCCGAACGGCACCCCUCCGAAGGGAAAGGACGAAUUGGCCGAGUACAACAAGUGCAUUGUCUGCCGCAGAGGAGUCAAUCAACUCCAGGGACGAUACACCGAUGAGUUUGUUUGGGAACAAGUCUACCAAGAAGAUAAGAUCUUCGACCUGAUUAGCAUGAUCAAGAACGGCCUGAAAUCGGCCAAGAAGCGCAAACAAGUUGACAAUGAUUAUGAGGACAUCAAAGAGGACGAUGACUUCACACCCACGACCCCGAGAAAAAGACAGAAAGUCGCCUCGACGGCUACCACUCCUCAGUCACGACGACAAAAGCCUCUGACAACGCCAACUCACAAGAGAAUCGUUGUCAAGAGACCGCUCGAGUUCACCCCUCUCGGAACUCGCGUUCUCUCUCCUACCCACUUUGCUUCCCCAUACCGUCAGGCACGCAACCUGUUGCAUGUGUCCACAGUCCCCACGUCGCUUCCAUGCCGAAAGAACGAGUUCGAUACAGUCUAUACGCACUUGAGCUCUGCGAUCAUGGAGGGGACCGGAACCUGUAUCUAUAUUUCCGGGACGCCGGGAACGGGGAAGACGGCAACAGUGCGUGAGGUAGUUGCGCAGCUCAAUGGCGCAGUGUUAGCGGAGGAGAUGGAUGAUUUCAUCUUCGUCGAAAUCAACGGAAUGAAAGUGACAGAUCCUCACCAAUCUUACUCGCUAUUGUGGGAGGCUCUGAAAGGUGACCGCGUUUCUCCUUCCCACGCACUCGACCUAUUGGAAAGGGAAUUCUCACAUCCGUCCCCUCGACGAGUGUCGUGUGUCGUUCUCAUGGAUGAACUGGAUCAACUUGUCACGAAGAACCAGUCUGUGAUGUACAAUUUCUUCAACUGGCCAGCCCUGCGCCAUUCCCGUCUCAUUGUCCUUGCCGUCGCAAACACCAUGGACUUGCCCGAGCGAACCCUCAGCAACAAGAUCUCCAGCCGUCUAGGCCUGACUCGUAUCACGUUCCCCGGCUACAAGCAUACCGACCUCAUGGAGAUUAUCAGCACCCGCCUGGCAAACGUUCCAGGAAACAUUGUCGAUGCGGACGCCGUCCAAUUUGCCAGUCGAAAGGUAGCCGCCGUCAGUGGUGACGCUCGCCGCGCAUUGGACAUCUGCCGUCGCGCCGUGGAAAUCGCAGAGCAGACCAGCGAUGCCGCGGCCAGGGUCUCAAGCUUAGAUCAACCCAAUGGCGACGACACCGAGUCCCUUCCCCCGACCCCUAGCAAGACCCCGGCUCGCAAACAAAAAUCCACCAAACAAGCCACCCUCCCUACGAUCAGCGAAUCGCCUUCAAAAGACCCUCCUCCCCAGAAACAAUCUACCGGCCGCGUUACCAUCGCCACCAUCAAGCAAGCGAUCCAAGAAGCCACCUCCACCCCCCUCCAACAAUCCCUCCGCUGCCUGCCCCUCUCCGCCAAACUCUUCCUCGCCGCUCUCCUGGCCCGCAUCAAAAGAACCGGCAUCUCCGAAUCCACCUUCGGCGACGUCAUCGAUGAAGCGAAACGGAUCGCCGACGCCGCUGUAGCCGUGGCAGGUGCCGCCGGCACCGGAGUCAAAGAGUUCCUGCUCAGUGGCGGGAGUAACACAUCACGUGUGCGAUCCCUCGGCCACGCCGCCAUGGAGCUCAUGAACUCGGGUGUCCUGGCCGUUGAAUACGGGACCGGAGCCCGAGGACCUGCCGGCAACGCCUUGCUAUCGAACAGGGGAGACCGCACGGGGAAAGUGAGGCUCCGAGUGGCCGUCGAGGAUGUCAAGAUUGCUUUCCGAGAAGAUGUCGAAGCGAAGGCGCUGGGACUGGGGAUGGAUUCUUAG
Aspergillus affinis is the source of this 2436-nucleotide messenger RNA. RefSeq names its product origin recognition complex subunit 1. Lineage: Eukaryota; Fungi; Ascomycota; Eurotiomycetes; Eurotiales; Aspergillaceae. Gene Ontology annotation, molecular function: ATP hydrolysis activity; ATP binding; DNA replication origin binding. The transcript is spliced from 3 exons. The record is from RefSeq and is a predicted model, not a curated record. Bases 1 to 2436 code for a protein of 811 amino acids. Gene Ontology annotation, biological process: mitotic DNA replication checkpoint signaling; DNA replication initiation. Gene Ontology annotation, cellular component: nuclear origin of replication recognition complex.